This is a messenger RNA of Capsicum annuum, 874 nucleotides long. Its product is annotated as non-specific lipid transfer protein GPI-anchored 5-like. The coding region runs from base 131 to 628 and encodes 165 amino acids. The transcript has 3 exons. Gene Ontology annotation, biological process: lipid transport. The record is from RefSeq and is a predicted model, not a curated record. Lineage: Eukaryota; Viridiplantae; Streptophyta; Magnoliopsida; Solanales; Solanaceae. Gene Ontology annotation, molecular function: lipid binding.
CAUCCUUCUUUUGACUCUCCUACUCCAUUUUUUACCUAUAUAAAUAAACACAGCAUUUCUUCUAACAACAUUGUGUAAUCAAAUCAAACUAACUUCAUUCAUUAAAAAAAAAAAAAUCUCUUCAUAUCUAAUGGCAAAUCAAGGGAGCAGAAUGAGUUUUUUCGCGAUAGUGAUCGCGGUGAUGUGUGCAGCAGUUGUUGCACAAUCGAGCGAUGACUGCACGAACGUGUUGAUUAGCAUGUCACCUUGCUUGAACUAUAUUACUGGCAACUCCACUGCUCCAUCUUCAGGUUGUUGCACUCAGCUUGGCACUGUGGUUAAGAACAAUCCAAGUUGCUUGUGCCAGGUUCUUAAUGGUGGUGCCUCUAAUUUGGGGCUUAAUAUUAAUCAAACUCAAGCUUUGGCUCUUCCUACUGCUUGUAAAGUUCAGACUCCACCUCUUAGCCAAUGCAAUGCUAAUUCACCAAAUAGCUCUCCUGCUGGAACACCAACUACAGAUACUCCAGGACGUGGAACUAACGCAGUACCAUCACCACCAGAUGGUUCCAAUGAUGCAACUUCAAUCAAGAUGGCAGCCCCUUUGUUCUUCUUUCUUCUCUUCAUUGCUUCGACAUUCAUCGCGGCCUGAGUUUUUCAGCUACGACUUUCAUGACUAUCGGAAUAUAUUGCUCUGUUGAUACAUUCAGAUUCGUGUCCGCUUAUUUUUAACCUAUUGAAUUAUGUCGAUUACUAGCUAUAUUUGUUUUAUUUCAUAUGAUCUGCAGUCAUUUUCUUGAUGCGGAUUGUUGGUUAUUGUAUUUUCUUAUUCUUUAGUUACAUAAAUUUUUUCUUGAAUUGUCUUCACACAUAAUAAAUUUUUCUAUUGUAUUUGGUA